AGAUAUGAUAGUGCAAAUUGACUCCAAAGACAUGCAGCUAUACCAGAUUACCAGUCUAACCCCUACCAAGAAGGAUCAUCUUGUACGGUAAUCUUUGUAAUCACAUGAGGCCUUUGCAAAAAGAAGACCUUGAAGCAUGUUGUGCACUCGUUGUCCAGUAUCUCCAGACAGAAAGUAGUAGAGGAGCUUUCCUUGAGAAAACUGAUCACAUGCACAAGAAGGAUGUAAAGAAUGACAGGACUAUCUCUCCAUUAUUGCGAAACCAUCUGCUUGGCCAUGUAUCUUUCUUGAAAGAACGUGGGAUUUUGAAAGGCGGUGUUCCAGCAGGUUUUGCCAGCGCAUUGAUACUGAAUGAUGAAAUGAAAACUCAGCAGGAUCCAACUCAGACUUCAAGAAAUGAAAACGUUUUGGCCUCCAUUUCCACUUCAGAAUCUCAAAGCUCCUCUCUUUCAACGGGUGAAGGACCAGUCAAACCUACCCAUAAUAAAAACCAUAAACUAAAACCUCAAGACGACAGAAGCUCGUGUGAAGAUGAGAGCAGACAUGGAAAGUUUCUAGAGAAGAAACGUGUGGCAGGAAACUCAAAUGUUUUGCCAGAAAAUACAAAGGAGACAGAUCAUGAAGAAAAAGAGGAUGAUGAAGAUCUAAGUGAUAUAUCUGACAUUGAAAUACCUGGAUUAAUGCCUGCCAAUAUACAUUUUACAAGAAAACCAACAAGCAAGCAAAUCUCUGAGGCUUCCAUUUCCUCUAGCGAGUCAAGCCCCCAACACAGGUAA
Molecule: messenger RNA, 776 nt
Organism: Nanorana parkeri
Lineage: Eukaryota; Metazoa; Chordata; Amphibia; Anura; Dicroglossidae
Product: centrosomal protein kizuna-like
Exons: 7
Coding region: 105-776 (223 amino acids)
Biological process (GO): spindle organization
Cellular component (GO): centrosome
Source: RefSeq, a predicted model, not a curated record